Paracoccidioides lutzii Pb01 is the source of this 1257-nucleotide messenger RNA. RefSeq lists its product as hypothetical. Bases 1 to 1257 code for a protein of 418 amino acids. Gene Ontology annotation, biological process: anaphase-promoting complex-dependent catabolic process. Gene Ontology annotation, cellular component: anaphase-promoting complex. The transcript has 2 exons. The record is from RefSeq and is a predicted model, not a curated record.
AUGCUCUCCUCGCUCCCUCAAUUAGAACCUCGUGAUUCCCACGCCCUCUGGUAUACCCCAUCCCAACCGAACCGAACCACCAACAAUUCCAGCAACCAGCAACAUGGCUCCCAAAGCCGGCGCCGACAGGCUCAGCAGCAACCCGCACGGUCCGGUGGAUCUGCAAUGGCCGCAGCAGCAGCCGCUUCACAAUCAUCAGAUUCCCUAGCCACAUUACUCCUGGAAGAACACGCGCUGCGCAUUCGCAAACAGAACAUUGCUGCCUUUGGGUUUUCGUGGAUUAAGCCGGCGGGCUGCUCGAAGACGAUGCUGGGGGUGCGGGAGGAGGAGGCGGAGAGGGAGGAAGGGGCUGCUGCGGCAGAGGGGUUGGGUGGGGAGUUGGGUUUGGAGUUUGGGGGGGAUGGAAGGGGGAUGGGGACUGUUGAAGGGACGAUGACGGGUGAUGGGAUGGGGACGGGAAUGGGGUUGGGUGGGGAGCUGUUGGGGAGGGAUUUGGAUGAUGAUAUUCCCGAUGCGGAUGGGAGUGGGGGUUUGGGGGGGUUGAUGGAGGAGGGGGAGGAGGGGUUGGAGGAUGAUGAGGAUGGGGGGUUGAUGGAGAGAGAUUUGGAUGAUGAUGUGCCGGAUGGGUUUGGGAUGGGUGAUGGUGACGACGAGAGCGAUGGUGAUGAGGACGAGGAUGAGGAAGAUGAUGAAGAAGACUUUUUCGACAGCCAGCCUGAGCCUGAGCCUGAUCUUGACGAGGAUAUGCCCUCUGCCCCUAUGUCUGCGGCGGGAUCGGGAGAGGGCCCAAGUGUGAUGGAGCGCGAUCUCGACGCGGACAUCCCUAGCGUAGGGGGGGAUGGCAUCAGCCAGCACCAGGAGUGGGAGCACACUGAUACUGAUGGGGACGUAGGAGAAGAAGAAGAAGAAGAAGAAGAAGAUGAUGAUGAUGAUGAUGACGAGGAUGAUAGCGACGAGGCAGAGGCAUACGUCGACGCAGAUAUGGAAAUAGUAGAUAAUACCCACGCUUACCCCGCGCACAAUUUCCACUCAAGCAGUUCCGCCAUUGCUCAACCCUUACCGCGUCUCCAGCCGCAGUCCCCCGUGCACCUGGAUACUGAUGCUGGAAGCUCUUUUUUGCGAUUACGGGGCCGGGGCGAAGAUGGGAGUCCGGUUGGCUCUGUUACAACGGAAAACAUGAACUUGCGCAAUCAGCGGAGGCGACCGAGAAGGCGGUCUGCGAUGGCUGCUUCUUCUGAGAAUAAUCUUGAUUUGUAG